Messenger RNA from Brassica napus (rape), 1735 nucleotides. RefSeq names its product disease resistance-like protein DSC2. The transcript is spliced from 2 exons. Gene Ontology annotation, biological process: signal transduction; defense response. Gene Ontology annotation, molecular function: ADP binding. Lineage: Eukaryota; Viridiplantae; Streptophyta; Magnoliopsida; Brassicales; Brassicaceae. Bases 75 to 1694 code for a protein of 539 amino acids. The record is from RefSeq and is a predicted model, not a curated record.
CUCUUUUUGAUUAUUUCUUCUUCAGAUCUGAAAACUUUGUCAUUCUCUUCAGAAUUUCUUCGUGCUUGUUAUUCAUGGCUUCUUCAUCAUCUGUGUCUUGCAGUUGUUUGUAUGACGUCUUCCUGAGCUUCCGUGGAGAUGACGUGCGCAAAGGGUUUCUUAGCCACGUUGUUAAAGAGUUCAAAAGCAAGGGGAUCUCACCGUUCAUUGAUAACGAGAUGGAGCGAGGCAAAUCUGUCGGUCCCGCGCUUGAAAAAGCGAUCAGACAAUCAAGGGUCGCCAUUGUCUUGCUCUCCCGUAACUACGCUUCUUCAAGCUGGUGUUUGGAUGAGUUAGUGGAGAUCAUGAAGUGCAGAGAAGAGGAUAAGCAAAGAGUGAUCACCAUUUUCUACCAAGUGGAUCCAUCUGAUGUUCGCCAUCAGGGGGGAGAUUUCGGAAAAGCCUUUGAGAAAACCUGUGUGGAAAAAACCGAAAAUGUGAAGCAAGCAUGGAGGCAAGCUUUGAAGGAAGUCGCGGGUAUAGCUGGUUAUGCCUCGAGCAACUGGGAGAGUGAAGCUGAUUUGAUCAACGACCUUGCCACAAAUAUUAUGGGUGUGUUGGCUUUGACACCAUCACAUGAUUUCCAUGACUUUGUUGGCAUAGAAGAUCGUGUCACGGAGAUGAAAACGAUGUUGAGCCUACAAAAAAAAGAUGUUAAGGUGAUUGGGAUUUGGGGUCCUGCCGGGAUUGGUAAGACGACCGCCGCCAGAGUUUUAUACGACCAAGUCUCUCCAGAAUUUCAGUUCAGCACGUUUUUGGAGAAUAUCAAAGGAUGUUUUAAGAGGUCCUUUGGUAACGACCAUCAGUUGAAAUUGCGUUUUCAGGAAAAGUUGUUGUCUCAAAUUUUUAACCAAAAGGAUAUUGUGGUUCGUCACUUGGGAGGGGCACCACAAAAGUUGAAUGACCAAAAAGUGUUGGUUGUUCUUGAUGAAGUGGAUAGCUGGUGGCAACUAGAGGAAGUGGCGAACAGAGCAUGGUUUGGUCGCGGAAGUAUGGUUAUCAUUACAACCGAAGAUAGAAAACUUCUCAAGGCACUCGGACUCGAAGCCAAUCAAAUCUACAAGAUGAAAUUUCCAACUACAGAUGAGGCUCUUCAGAUCUUAUGUCUAUAUGCCUUCGGUCAAAAGUUUCCUAAUUAUGAUUUUGAAACUCUUGCUUGGGAAGUUACGGAACUUGCGGGUAAUCUACCUCUAGGCUUGAGAGUCAUGGGGUCGUAUCUACGGGGAAUGUCCAAGAAAGAGUGGAUAGACGCACUACCAAGCCUGAGGUCUAGUCUUGACAGCGAAAUUGAAUCAACUCUAAAAUUGAGCUACAACGUCUUAAGUAAUAAAGAAAAAUCUCUUUUUCUGCAUAUUGCAUGUUUCUUUGCUGGUUUCAAGGUUGAUAGGGUCAAGAGUAUUCUUGAAAAAAGCGAUUUAAACGUCAACCAUGGGCUUCAAACCUUAGCUUAUAGAAGUCUUAUAUAUAGAGAGAAUGGAUACGUGGAGAUGCAUAGUUUACUGCAACAAAUGGGUAAAGAAAUUGUAUGUCGACAAUCUGUCGAGCCUAGAAAGCGACAAUUCUUAACGAAAGCCACCGAGAUUUCUGACUUUUUUGAUGAAAACACUAAGUUAUUUUUUUUUAACAUUCCGUCUUCUGUUUCCUUUGUUUUUUAAGCUGGGAUUUUGUUUCUUUUUGAAUAAUAUAUUAUAGGGUA